GCUGCUGCUGAGAAGCGUCACUCCACACGCACCGGCUGUCCUGCACGCAAAGGGGCACACGCAACUGACACAGCCCGCUUCAGUAUCCAGUGUCGAGGGAUUCGGGUGUCUUGUGUUUAGUGAAGUUGUUCCCGUGUAGAAUAAUCGCCAACUGUCGUCUCGUCGUGCACAAAAAUGAUCAAGAACGGGCACCACCACCACCAGAUGAACACAGCAGCCGGGAAAGACGCAGGGACGAUCCCCGGCACUGCAGCGUGCAGCCCGGAGAAGAGGAGGCGAAGCAUCCGGGUGUGGUGUGAUGGAUGCUAUGACAUGGUCCAUUAUGGUCACUCCAACCAGCUGCGACAGGCCAAGGCCAUGGGAGAUUACCUCAUCGUUGGAGUACACACAGACAGUGAGAUAGCAAAGCACAAGGGUCCGCCAGUCUUCACUCAGGAAGAAAGGUACAAGAUGGUGCGUGCCAUAAAAUGGGUGGAUGAGAUAGUGGAGGGAGCACCGUAUGUCACCACCCUGGAGACUCUAGACAAGUACAGCUGUGACUUCUGUGUACAUGGAGAUGAUAUAACGCUAACAGUGGAUGGAAAGGACACAUAUGAAGAGGUGAAGAAGUCAGGACGAUACAGGGAAUGUAAGAGAACCCAGGGAGUUUCUACCACAGACCUGGUCGGCAGGAUGCUACUCAUGACCAAAGCGCACCACAGCAACAUUGACAGUUCAGACUAUCAGCAGCACACAGACAACUUUGGAAAGAAGGGCCACAGUCCGUGGACAGGGGUAUCUCAGUUCCUGCAGACAUCCCAGAAGAUCAUCCAGUUUGCCUCAGGCCAGGAGCCUCAGCCCGGAGACACUAUCAUCUAUGUGGCAGGAGCCUUUGACCUCUUCCACAUUGGCCAUGUGGACUUCCUGGAAGCAGUGCAUAAGCUCGCAGAAAAGCCAUAUAUUAUAGUGGGGUUGCACUUUGACCAGGAGGUGAAUCGCUACAAAGGGAAAAAUUACCCCAUCAUGAAUGUCCAUGAAAGAACACUCAGUGUCCUGGCUUGUCGAUAUGUGUCUGAAGUGGUGAUUGGUGCACCUUUUGCAGUCACAAAAGAUUUACUCGACCAUUUCAAGGUGGAUCUUGUAUGCCAUGGAAAGACAGAGAUAUACCCUGACAAGGAUGGAUCUGACCCCUAUGCUGAGCCCAGGAGGAAGGGUAUCCUGCGUACUGUUGACAGUGGGAACAGUCUCACUACGGAUGCCAUUGUGCAAAGGAUAAUCAAAAACAGGUUGCUGUUUGAAGCAAGGAACCAGAAGAAAGAGGCCAAAGAGAUUGCAGUGAUCCAGGCCAUGAAGCGACAAGAGGAGGAAAAGACUAAAGAAAGAGCCCAGGCUGUACUGUAGGGAGGCCCCAGAUAAAUAUCAUAAGUGUAGUGUCAACAGACAUUGACGAAUCCAAUCCAUCUAAACUCCCACACAGUAAAAUCCUCCUCAUGAGUGUUGUGGCACUCUCCACACACUGUCCUUACUGUCAGCAGUCCUGAAAGCAACCCUUUUGUUGUAAGAGGGUGGCUUAGUUCUGCUGUGGGAUCAUCAGGUAUAUGUGUGGGCAAGGAUGACUUUAACAUGCUGCAUAUAUGCAAAUACAUGUCAUUCCAAUCUGUGUCAUUGAACAAAUCAACCAUACAGACAUCUAGCUGUCCACGCAGUUAUGGAAAGCUCAAUCAUACGCCCAGACUGUAGAAGAUAUUUCCAUGUCUUCAACUUCAACCAUGUUUAUUUUGUGUCUUUAGACAUUGUUCACUCCUCAAGUACUUUUACUUAUUUGCCUUCAAAAUUGUACAAUUCAUGUCAUGGUUAUUUUUAUUUUAUUUUAUUUUUUUUUUUAUCAUGGGAUUGGAUAUAUGAGAGGCAAAAGGGGGAAACCUGAGAUGUUGGACAAGACAUGGAACCGUUGGUGACCAAUGAAGAGAUAAUUUGCCCUCAUGUGAUGAUGGCUGAACAGCAAACUUUUUGUCAUUUCCUGGGGGUUGUUGCUGCUUUCUGCUCAGCAAUGGGCUUGGCCCCUCAACACACUGUCAGUCCAAUUAAUCUAUGUAUAUAUGUACUGUAUGUAUCUAUUAUAAAUUAAUAACAGGCUCUCUGGAAGAUGUUGAAACCACCGGAGAAUUGGGGGUGAAAACUUCCCUGAAAGCCUUCCAUCGGCUGAGUUCUCAGGAGAAGCUGAGGGUAUAUAUAGUGAGAUAGGCCUGCUUCAGUAAAUGUUAUUAUUAUCUUUUUUAUUUUACCAGAAGCUAAUCACAGCUUCUGUAAUAUAGCCCCAGCAGCUAUUCUCUGCUUCUAACUGGAGUAUUUCAGCCUUUGGAAGUGAAAAAAAGUGUUGAGUAUUUGAUGGGCCAACUUAUGGGACCUCAUGUACAUACCAGACUUUGCUCCAGAAUGCACUGACUGUAAACUGUUGAGACUCAUCAGAACUGCUCUGUUUUAUAGAUGGAGCAGUUUUUUAACUCAAAAAAAAAAAAAAGAAAAAAGAAAAAAAAUGCACAUGAUCAAGACCUGCACACCUGGCCUUUUGAGUGCAAUUGUUUCUUCUUUUUUUAUUUUUUAAACAAGCACUCCUUAAACUUAUUCUAGCAUAGAGCACUAUAGAGGUUUAUCAGAAUGUUUUUAACAUUUAUUGUAGAGUAGAGAACUAUGGAAGAUGUUCAGUGUUGUUGACUUGCUCAUGACGUAGGCCUCUUACUGUCAUUUUUGAGCCCUGAAUAAGUUAAAAUCUAUCUAAUAUUAUAUUUUUUUGUAGAUGUAUAUCUUACAGACCUCCUCUCCAUUAACUCUGGUUGGUUUCAUAUUGUUUCAAAAGCAAAAUAAUAUGUCUGUAUGUCCAGUUGGAAUGUACUCAGUGUAGGCUAUACUCUAUAUGUUAUUGACAACUCCCAAUUGACAAAUACUGUAGAAAUCAUUCAGCCUACAGAAUAAUAUUGCUGACAAUAACAACAACUUCAUCUGGAAAGCUGUGUUUGUCAUCUUGUUUUAACAAAAAUAGAAAAUGCUGCCUUGAUGUCA
Myripristis murdjan (pinecone soldierfish) is the source of this 3039-nucleotide messenger RNA. RefSeq names its product ethanolamine-phosphate cytidylyltransferase-like. Gene Ontology annotation, cellular component: cytoplasm. Gene Ontology annotation, biological process: phosphatidylethanolamine biosynthetic process. The coding region runs from base 175 to 1380 and encodes 401 amino acids. Gene Ontology annotation, molecular function: ethanolamine-phosphate cytidylyltransferase activity. Lineage: Eukaryota; Metazoa; Chordata; Actinopteri; Holocentriformes; Holocentridae. The record is from RefSeq and is a predicted model, not a curated record. The transcript has 13 exons.